Molecule: messenger RNA, 2032 nt
Organism: Anolis sagrei ordinatus
Lineage: Eukaryota; Metazoa; Chordata; Lepidosauria; Squamata; Anolidae
Gene: SFRP4
Product: secreted frizzled related protein 4
Biological process (GO): canonical Wnt signaling pathway; non-canonical Wnt signaling pathway
Cellular component (GO): cytoplasm
Molecular function (GO): Wnt-protein binding
Source: RefSeq, a predicted model, not a curated record
CCCAUCGGGCAGUUUCCUUCCCAGAAACAUAACUUUCCCCUCCAACCGUGGGCUGCAGGCGUGGGAUGGCUCGCUGGGCGGAAAACGAGGAGCGGCGUGGAGGCGCGCCGUCAGAAAUCCGUGGCGAUGAUGAUGGUGGCAGUGAUGAUGAUGAUGCUGCCGGGGAUCAAAGGGAGCCGCGGCGGGGAUGAUGUCACGCGCGCGCGGAAAGGGGCACCCCCUCCCCGCCCACGGAGGGCAACCCGUCCCACGUCACCGCCGGCGCGGCUUAUAAAGAGAGCCAGGGAGAUCCUUCAGGCUGCCAGCCCUCGACCCUCAAGAGAAGCCAUCCAGCCGCCUUUCUUUGGUUCCUCCCGUCCGCGAUGCUGUGGCUGUGGCUGUCCCUGCUCUUGGGCCCGUCGUGGGGGUCCCUGCUGUGGCGGGGGGGCUCUCCCUGCGAGCCGGUGCGCAUCCCCAUGUGCCGCCACAUGCCCUGGAACCUGACCCGCAUGCCCAACCACCUGCACCACAGCACCCAGGCCAACGCCGUGCUGGCCAUCGAGCAGUACCAGGAGCUGGUGGCGCAGGGCUGCAGCCCCGUCCUGGGCUUCUUCCUCUGCGCCAUGUUCGCCCCGCUCUGCGCCCCGGAGUUCCUCCACGAGCCCAUCAAGCCCUGCCGAUCCCUCUGCGAGCGCGCCCGCGACGGAUGCCAGCCCCUCCUCCGGCGCUACAACCACUCCUGGCCCCCGGCCCUGGCCUGCGAGGAGCUGCCCCUCUACGAGCGCGCCGUCUGCAUCGCCCCCGAGGCUAUCGUCACCGACCUGCCCCAAGAAGACAUCAAGUGGCUCGACCUGUCCGACGACAUCAUGGUCCAGGAGAGGCCUCUGCCCCCCGAGUGCAAGCCAUCCGGGCACGAUCGCUGCAAGUGUAAGAAGGUGAAGCCCACCCUGGCCACAUAUCUGAGCAAAAACUACAGCUACGUUAUCCAUGCUAAAGUAAAGAGCACGGAGAGAGGGAGCUGCAAUGAAAUCACCACGAUGGUUGAUGUGAAGGAGGUGUUGAAGUCUUCAUCUCCAGUCCCCCGUGCCCUGGUUCCUCUCUAUACGAAUUCUUCCUGCCAAUGCCCUCCUCUUCUACCAAAUCAAGAUGUCCUCAUAAUGUGUUAUGAGUGGCGCUCAAGAUUGAUGCUUCUUGAUGGGUGCUCAGUUGAAAAAUGGAAGGAGCCUCUAAGCAAAAGGUUUAAGCGAUGGGAACAGCGUCUCCAAGAACAGAAGCUGCGAGUAACUCCUAAUAAAAACCAGAGUGCUAAAAGCUCCGGACGCAAUGGGGUACCAAAACAAAAUUUGAAGACAGCCAACCCAGCCCCUUCUGGUCCCAAGAAGAUAACUAAACCGAGAAGUGAGCAAAAAGAAGUUAAUUCCAAAAAAAAUUGAAUCACAAUUUUUAUCCAUGCCAAAACUCACAAUCUGACCAAAGUGGUAUAGGUGUACUCCUGAAACCAUCAAUGCAAACAUUAUUGCUAUGUUCCAAAUAGACCUUAUUUACAAUAAUUUACUGUUAAAAGAUGUAUUUUCACAUCACAGCAUGGGGAAAAAUUGCUUCUUUAUUAAGGCCACCAUUACAAAAGUGUUCUAAAAGAAGCAUCCACUUUCCAUCUCAACGGAGAACUCCAUUGCUAUUUUUUCAGCACUAAACAUUAUAUUUGUGUAUUAAAACAAAUAAUUUUUAAAUAUUCUUUAGGCCAGCUUUUUUUAAAAAAAAGAAACAAUAAUUGAUGUACAUAAAUAUGUUAGCUGGAAAAGGUAGUUUGAAAGCUUAGAAUAAUUCUUGCUACAUGUAAAUUGAUUUGAAAGACUUUAAAAUGUAGAAUGCAAAUAUGUAAUAUUUGGAACUGAAAUUAGGGCAAAUAGCAAAUGCAUUUUGCAAUAUUUUAAAGUGUUUUAAAAUGUGUUAGCACAUUUUAAGUGUUUGUAAUAUUUUAUCAGAAAAAUAUUUGGCCUAGACAUCUGAGUGCAUUAAAACACAUACGUUAAUCUCUCAUACAUUGGAUAUC